AACUUUUCCUACUUUGCAACACCCGAAUUCUUAACAAUAACUUUUCACAUCUUAACCAUUAUCGACAUUCCCAUUCACAUGUUCGGCGCGUAUCUUAUUCAAAACUCUAAUUGUAUGCGAUCUGUGAAAUGGAGCAUGUUGAAUUUACAUUUUUGGAGUGUUCUUUUGGACUGGUUGGAUGGUUUUCUAUCCCGUCCUUUUAUGCUCUAUCCAGCUCUUGCUGGGUAUACAGAGGGAGUUUUAGUGCGGCUUGGGAUGUCUACAGCUGCGAUGGCUUAUCUAUUUUUCACAUUAUUUUGUGCUGUUACAAUAUCCAUAUUUGGUAUAAUGGAAAAUAUAUUCAACAUUUUGUUUGCUGAAAACCAUAUCUGGAGGAAAAUUCGAUUUCCCUAUUUUAUGAUCAAUUGGAUUUUUGUAUUGACCCAUUUUUUGUACCCAAUUUUUAACACUCCAAAUCAAAAACAUGCUAUUGAAUUUCUGAAAAAUAGACUUCCAGAAAUCGACCCAUCGGUUUUCCGCCAUCCAAAUUUUCUUGUGCUAUCCCUUGAUUUGAAACCCGUUUUUCCAAUAGUUCUUGCGUGUUUUCUCGGCACCUGGCAAACUAUGGUUUUUGUCUAUUUAAUAGUUUCGAAUCUGGAAAAAUGUGCCAAAACAAUGACCCUAUCUAAAACGACGCUAAAAAUGCAGACCAAAUUUUUGAGAGCUAUUUCGAUUCAAAUUGUUGUACCCCUUAUCGUUCUCGCAAUGCCAAUGUUUUACAUUGGAAUUUCCAUUGUUGCCAAUUUCUAUAAUCAGGUCCUGAACAUUCUGAUCACUAUCAUCGUGUCCACUCAUGGAUUGGCUUCCACAUUUGUUAUGUUAAUCAUACAUGAACCAUAUUGGAAAUAUUGUCGCACACUUUUU
Messenger RNA from Caenorhabditis briggsae, 903 nucleotides. The record is from RefSeq and is a predicted model, not a curated record. NCBI's taxonomy places the organism in Eukaryota, Metazoa, Nematoda, Chromadorea, Rhabditida, Rhabditidae.